Messenger RNA from Arachis stenosperma, 1712 nucleotides. RefSeq names its product serine/threonine-protein kinase STY13-like. The transcript is spliced from 6 exons. Gene Ontology annotation, molecular function: ATP binding; protein kinase activity. The record is from RefSeq and is a predicted model, not a curated record. Gene Ontology annotation, biological process: protein phosphorylation. Lineage: Eukaryota; Viridiplantae; Streptophyta; Magnoliopsida; Fabales; Fabaceae. The coding region runs from base 515 to 1582 and encodes 355 amino acids.
UUAACCUCUGAGACAUUGGUGAUUGGUUCUUUUCCAUGCUCCCCUUUCCGGGGAUUCUUCUCUUUACCCCAUGAAUUUUCAAAAUAUCUUUUUGGGCUUUUUUUGCUUCCUUCUUUUAUUCUCUCUCUCUCUCUCUUCAUCAAUCUCAAGCCAUGUGGGUUCCAUGCUUUUGCCUCCCCAAGGAAAUGCAACACAUCAAUCUUCUGCUGCUGAGUUUUGAUCUCUGGGCCUUCCACUUUUUGAGAUGUGGUUCUGAGCUUCAGAACACACAACACAACAACACUACAACACUGCACACAGAGCAUGUUCUGCUUUAGUUUUCUGCUUCAUGUCAGCAUACCCACCACUCAUUUGCCCUUAUGCCUAUUCAGUUCAAUCUUCCAAUGCUUCUUCCUUUCUGUUCUCUCUGAUUCCACUCUGAAAAAAACCAACUUUGGCAGCUGAAAACUCAUCUGGGUCAUGUAAAGUUUGAGCCUUUUUUAGGAACUUAAAAAGAAAAAAGGAAUAAUAGAAAAUGGAAUCUGGUGGAGCUAAUAACUUCUACUCAGUUGAUGAUGAGUUCAGAUUGGAUACCAAGUGGCUUAUUGAUCCUAAGCAUCUCUAUGUUGGGCCACGGAUUGGUGAAGGGGCUCAUGCCAAAGUCUAUGAGGGAAAAUACAAAGACCAGGCUGUUGCUAUCAAAAUUCUACACAAAGGAGAGACUCCGGAAGAUAUCGCCAAGCGAGAAGGCCGGUUCGCGAGGGAGGUUGCCAUGUUGUCUAGAGUGCAGCAUAAGAACUUGGUGAAGUUUAUUGGUGCAUGCAAGGAGCCUGUGAUGGUGAUAGUCACUGAGCUCUUGUUGGGAGGAACACUGCGGAAGUAUUUGCUUAACAUGCGACCGAAAUGCUUGGACAGACAUCUUGCCAUUGGUUUUGCGCUUGAUAUUGCGCGCGCCAUGGAAUGCCUGCAUUCCCAUGGGAUUAUCCACCGUGAUCUUAAACCCGAUAACUUGCUAUUGACCGAAGACCAAAAAAUAGUCAAGCUAGCAGAUUUCGGCUUAGCAAGAGAAGAAUCAUUAACUGAGAUGAUGACUGCAGAAACAGGAACUUACCGUUGGAUGGCUCCGGAGUUGUAUAGCACUGUCACACUGAGGCAGGGUGAGAAGAAGCAUUACAAUCAUAAAGUCGAUGCAUAUAGCUUCGCAAUCGUGUUGUGGGAGCUCAUACACAACAAAGUUCCUUUUGAAGGCAUGUCAAACCUUCAGGCAGCAUAUGCUGCAGCCUUCAAGAAUGUAAGACCAAGUGCAGAGAAUCUUCCUGAGCAAUUGGCCGAAAUCCUAACUUUGUGCUGGCAAGAGGAUCCAAACGCCCGACCGAACUUCACUCAGAUAAUCCAGAUGCUCCUGAAUUAUCUUUACACCAUUGCGCCGCCAGAACCCAUGAUUCCUUCAAGAAUAUUCACUUCCGAGAACACUGUCUUGCCACCAGAGUCACCCGGUACUAGGUCCUUGAUGGCAAAACGCGAUGACACUGGGGAUACACCAAGAGCAACAGAUGAAACCAGGCUUAAUAGUUUUCUUUGCUGCUUCAGCCAGUGUUAUUAACACCUGAAAAAAAAAUCUUUAACAUAAAUAUGAGAGGGGGUGGGGGAAGUGGAGGAAUGUUAGAUAGAAUCAAGUCCAAAUAGAUCUUUUUGGUGACAGUAAAUGUUCAGAUUAUUACCUUUUGACAACA